Molecule: messenger RNA, 2001 nt
Organism: Anopheles aquasalis
Lineage: Eukaryota; Metazoa; Arthropoda; Insecta; Diptera; Culicidae
Product: angiotensin-converting enzyme-like
Biological process (GO): proteolysis
Cellular component (GO): membrane
Molecular function (GO): peptidyl-dipeptidase activity; metallopeptidase activity
Source: RefSeq, a predicted model, not a curated record
CAAUGGUUCGAUCGUAUGAACGCGGAAUUACAAUCGCUCAACCAUGAAGCAUCGCAGUACGCCUGGGAUUUGAGCAUACAGGAACCGGAGGAAUCCCGCGAGGGAUUGACGGUUGAUGGGUUAGUGCAAUUGGCCCAGCGAAAGGCCCGAUGGUUGGAGCAGAUUUGCGGUGAAGGUAGCCACUAUCGGCAGUAUGGAUGGCCGUACGACCGGGCCUACUACCUUCUGUGUCGUGGCAGCAGAAACACGCACCAAGAGUUGAGGGAAAUGGCACGAUUGUUCUCGUUCGUCCAGCGCAUUUACACGGAAACCGAAAUCUGUUUGCCAGCCCAUCAUAGCUGUUCCGCCAUGUUGCUAUGGAGCGAUACGUUCGUACGCUACCCGGAGCAUGACAUGGCUCGCUUGGAUCUAUCAUCCGUUGCACCACUCCCGGAGGAGUUACUUCGAAAGGAAACAUCCGAAAGAGAAAUGCGACCACGGGAGCUCGUCUGUUUCCAUGGUGAACCCGACCUAGACAGGAUUAUGUUGGGAGAGGGUAGCGUUGGCAGUCAAGUGUGUCACGGUGUCAUCUCCGAGGAGACCAUACUACGGUGGGCCUGGGAAUCCUGGCGUAUGGCCGUUGGACCACCGAUGCGUCAACCGUAUGGCCGGUUGAUUGAACUCAUGAACGCAGGCUGCCUGCGGGGAGCUAACCAGCGCGAUGUAGGCGAGUGUUGGCGUGAGGAGCUAGAGAUUCCGGACGUGCGCCAGCUGUUAGACCGAUUGUGGCAAGACGUGAAGCCGCUCUAUCAGAAGCUGCACGCCGUUGUGCGACACUUUGUGCGUCGUAGGCAUCCCGAAUCGGCAUCCCUCAUCGAUACCGAUGGAUUGAUUCCAGCGCAUCUGCUCGGUGGCAUGUGGAGUCACAGCUGGACCAGUUAUGCACACUCAAUCCUACCCCAUCCGGUGGAUAUAGAUCAACGGUUCCACCGUGCCAACUGGACCGCGAUUGAUCUCGUGCGUCGCGCCGAAGACCUGUACGCUUCGCUUGGGUUGGAGCGGAUGAGUGAAACCUUCUGGAACAGUAGUAUCAUCGGGAACGAAUCGGUCGUCAAGUGCCACGGAACGGCUGCUAACAUGUACGCCCCAUCGGAUUUCCGGAUGAUUGUGUGUCCUCCGAGGGACGGUGGUACACUGCAGGAUUACUACGUCACGGUGCACGAAAUGGGCCACAUCGUUUACUACAUGGAAGCCGCCAAGCAACCGACCAUCUUUCAAGACGGCACUAACGCCGCCUUCCAGGAAGCCUUCGGUGAUGCCAUGUUUCUUGCCGCGGUAACACCACAGCAUCUCGUGCGUCUUUCGCUGCUGGAUUCAAAGCAUAUGGCACCGGAGAACGACGAGUACGACGGCCUGGGCGGAAGGAGCGAUCACUCGACACUCAACUCUUUCGAUUACGCUUUUCUACUUCGCGUCGCACUAACCAAGGUGCCCACCAUACCUUUCGAGUAUUUGAUGGAUGUGUACCGUUGGGAUCUGUUCGAUGGUUCCGUUGAUUAUGGCCAGGACGCCAACAGCUACUUCUGGUAUUUGCUCGAGGGAGAGCAAGGCAUCCGGGCUCCGUCGGACGCCCUACGUGACACAUUGUUCGAUGCCGGUGCUGGUUUCCAUCUUUCGGACAAUACUCCCUUCGUGCGGUACUUCUUGGCCAGCUUUUUGAGCUACCAAAUCUACGAGGGACUGUGCAAGGGCUCCCUGUACGGUACGGUUAGGGCAAAUCCCAUCAACGAAAUCCCGAUGCCACUGCAUCGGUGCGAUCUGUAUGGUUCGAAGAAGGCCGGCAAGCUGCUAAGGAAAGCACUGGCUCCCGGUGCAUCGGUUCAUUGGACGACCGUACUGGAACAGCUGACCGGAGAGGUGGACAUUUCGGCAGCCAGUAUGCUCAAGUACUAUGCACCGUUGAUCGACUUUCUGGACCGGUUCAUCGACGAGCACCAGUUGGUGGUGGGCUGGACUGAUUGA